AUGACUAUAGCGGGAAGUUACGAGUUCGUUUUUGCACUCACUGUUAAAGGAGAGCUGCGCUAUUUGGAGGCAGACCUCCCACAGUGGAGGAGGUCGGAUGUUUCGCCCUGUUUCAUCCUUCUGGAAGGCAACACACCUGAAUGGAAGACGGUCUUCGAGGAUUACAAAAUCCAAGAUAUCGCGUCCUGUUCGGGAAACGUUGCUGUCAUUGAAUUGGCAAAUAAUACACGUUUUGCGCUUUCUUACUGUCGAAAAUGGAACCCAAACAGUCCUCCAUUUCCAAUUAUUACGUUACCAAGUGGUGCCUCAUUGGAUGAACUUUUUGCUAAAUGUGCUGGUAAAAGUUUCCGGACUAUUUCGGCUGAAAUUGAACCACCCCCACCCGCGCCACGCAGAGUGAGUGAUGACAUUUGCAACUUGUGGGAGAACAAGAAACAUGCGGACGUUGCAUUUUCCGUGGAGGGGAAAGUCAUCACGGCGCACAAAUGUAUUCUUGCCGAGAGAAGUGAAUAUUUCGAAAGAAUGUUCAGCCACGAGUGGAACGAGACUAAGGAAGGAUCAUCAUCUGUGAUUGAGAUCAAGGACACGAAGCAUGCCAUAUUUGAAGCACUGAUCUACUACAUUUACAGUGACAAGGUCAAAUUCCAGGAGGACGAGUAUCAAAACGUUUUUGACCUGAUGCAAUUAGCCGACUUUUAUUGCCAAGUCAAUAUUCGUGACGAAUGUGAGAAAAUUCUAAUCAGCAACAUCAACAUGGAAAACGCAUUUUUCCUCGUUCGAAACGCUUCUCCGGCGAACGCUUCAACCUUGGAGGGGAAAGUGAUCAAAUUUAUUGUGGACAAUAAACUCCUCAUGGAUAAUUUGUCGCCUGAGGGGAUGAUCGACUUGGUGGGGAUGGACGCCUUCCAAAAAAUCUCGAUCGCCUUACUUCCGGAAUUUUAA
Folsomia candida is the source of this 942-nucleotide messenger RNA. Its product is annotated as RCC1 and BTB domain-containing protein 1-like. Gene Ontology annotation, molecular function: ubiquitin protein ligase binding. The record is from RefSeq and is a predicted model, not a curated record. Bases 1 to 942 code for a protein of 313 amino acids. The transcript has 6 exons. NCBI's taxonomy places the organism in Eukaryota, Metazoa, Arthropoda, Collembola, Entomobryomorpha, Isotomidae. Gene Ontology annotation, biological process: proteasome-mediated ubiquitin-dependent protein catabolic process; regulation of proteolysis. Gene Ontology annotation, cellular component: nucleus; cytoplasm.